Molecule: messenger RNA, 504 nt
Organism: Emiliania huxleyi CCMP1516
Lineage: Eukaryota; Haptophyta; Isochrysidales; Noelaerhabdaceae
Product: glyceraldehyde 3-phosphate dehydrogenase
Exons: 1
Molecular function (GO): NAD binding; oxidoreductase activity, acting on the aldehyde or oxo group of donors, NAD or NADP as acceptor
Source: RefSeq, a predicted model, not a curated record
CGCCAGCCCACCCCUUCCCGCCUCCCCUCUCCGGGCGCCGACAUCGUCUGCGAGUCGACCGGCAUCUUCACCGUGAUCGAGAAGGCGUCGUUGCACCUGAAGGGCGGCGCCAAGAAGGUGAUCAUCUCGGCGCCGUCGGCGGACGCGCCGAUGUUUGUCAUGGGCGUUAAACCACACGGUCGUACUCGGAAGGACAAUCAACAUUUCUGUCACAACCGUUCGCGCAAGGCCAACUUCGGGGUGCCGCUAGGUAGGGAUAUCCAUGAGGAGUACGGGAUAGUCAAGGGCAUGAUGACCGCCGGGCACGCGGCGACCGCCACCCAGAAGACGGUGGACGGCCCCUCGGGCAAGGUCUGGCGCGGCGGCCGCGGCGCGGGCCAGAACAUAAUCCCGUCCUCGACCGGCGCCGCCAAGGCCGUCGGCAAGGUGCUGCCGGACCUGAACGGCAAGCUGACCGGCAUGGCCUUCCGCGUGCCGACGCCCGACGUCUCCGUCGUCGACCUG